This is a messenger RNA of Lolium rigidum, 498 nucleotides long. RefSeq names its product josephin-like protein. NCBI's taxonomy places the organism in Eukaryota, Viridiplantae, Streptophyta, Magnoliopsida, Poales, Poaceae. The transcript has a single exon. The record is from RefSeq and is a predicted model, not a curated record. The coding region runs from base 1 to 423 and encodes 140 amino acids.
AUGAGGAAGGGGAGUGAGUGUACGAGAAUCAGCCCGGAGAUCACCACCAGCGGCGGCAACCCCAUGUUCUCCCGCCAGGCCAGCAGGUCCGACCACCACGGCCGGACGGCGCAGUCGUCGGGCCGGGACACGCCGAGGCAGGCGCGCGGAGGUUGCCGCCUCCUGAGGAGCGCGCGGUGGACGGCCGCGAGGCUCUGCCGGCGCGCGAGGGUCAGCGUCGUCACGGCGUUCCGGUCGGCGCCGAGCAGGAAAGGCUCUCCCGGUUCCAGCGCCGCUUCGCGCUCGCCGGAAUGCACGCCGGCGAGGAACAGCAGCAGGCGGCAAUCCGGCCCGGUGGCCGUCAUCCCCGAUGACUCCCACAAGAGCGAGGCGGUGGAGGAGUGCAUCAGGUUCAUGAACUCCUCGUCCAGGAAGUACCGCUAGUAGUGUUUUGUGGUUCGAUCUACACCCUGUGUGCGCGGAUGCUAGCGUCUCCCCUUGUAAUUUCUCCCAUUUUGG